This is a messenger RNA of Equus caballus (horse), 1959 nucleotides long. RefSeq names its product RAB8A, member RAS oncogene family (gene RAB8A). Lineage: Eukaryota; Metazoa; Chordata; Mammalia; Perissodactyla; Equidae. Gene Ontology annotation, biological process: protein localization to plasma membrane; Golgi vesicle fusion to target membrane; protein secretion. Gene Ontology annotation, cellular component: dendritic spine; trans-Golgi network transport vesicle; plasma membrane. Gene Ontology annotation, molecular function: GTPase activity; GTP binding. The record is from RefSeq and is a predicted model, not a curated record.
GGGCCGCACUUCCCGUCGGGGAGAGAGUGUAAUAUGGCGAAGACCUACGAUUACCUGUUCAAGCUGCUGCUGAUCGGGGACUCGGGGGUGGGGAAGACCUGUGUCCUGUUCCGCUUCUCCGAGGACGCCUUCAACUCCACCUUCAUCUCCACCAUAGGAAUUGACUUUAAAAUUAGGACCAUAGAGCUCGAUGGCAAGAGAAUUAAACUACAGAUAUGGGACACAGCUGGUCAGGAACGGUUUCGGACCAUCACAACAGCCUACUACAGAGGCGCAAUGGGCAUCAUGCUGGUCUAUGACAUCACCAACGAGAAGUCCUUUGACAACAUCCGGAACUGGAUUCGGAAUAUUGAGGAGCACGCCUCUGCAGAUGUCGAAAAGAUGAUACUUGGCAACAAGUGCGACGUAAAUGACAAGAGACAAGUUUCCAAGGAACGGGGAGAAAAGCUGGCCCUGGACUAUGGCAUCAAGUUCAUGGAGACCAGCGCGAAGGCCAACAUCAACGUGGAGAACGCAUUUUUCACUCUCGCCAGAGACAUCAAAGCAAAAAUGGACAAAAAAUUGGAGGGCAACAGCCCCCAGGGGAGCAACCAGGGAGUCAAAAUCACACCAGACCAGCAGAAGAGGAGCAGCUUUUUCCGAUGUGUUCUUCUGUGAGGAACGCCGCCUUACUCUGAGCCCCGCUCAGCCGAGCUGACUGUGCCUGUCCUGAGUGAACCCCUCACUCAGCCGGGGCCCUCCCCCUGCACCGCCCCCGCCGCGGCCACCGGGCCCGCGGCCACCAGAACACAAUUGAGAAAUCGUUUAUUUUAGUAACAGUCUGAUCUUUUCAACUUUGGAGAUGGAAUAAGUUAAGAAUUUGCUAUUUUUCCUGCCACAUCCGCUGAACGGCCCAGCAUCGUGUAACUAGAGAGAAAGAUGGAGUCGAGGUGUGACCGUGCACAGCAGCCAGCAGGGCAGGCCUCCAUCUCUGGGCCUUGACACAGCUAAGCCCCAUUGGAAAGCACGUCCAUGUUCUCGGCCACAGAAGCGAGGCCCCCUCAGGCCUGCGAAGGUUCCAGGAGUGCCGGCUGUGUACCCUGAGCGAGGCGACCCACAUCGGGACCAGGAAGUAUCUGCCUGACAGGCCAGACACCCGCUUCACCUCUUCUCUCAGUUUUGGACAAGUGACAAAAAUGUUAUUUUUUUUCCCCUCUCUCUUUUUAACUGUCAAACCAAAGGGAAGCACAAAUUAAGGAAAUUCUGAGGAAAGAAGCAUGGGGUGGCCCCACCUGUUCACCGCCAGGUUCGUGUGGUCCAGCCAGGCCUCGGGCACGCUCAGCGGGCCUCUCGGCAGUCCCCACCUGAGCACCAAGGGGACUCCGGACGCACCACAGGUGACCCCGAACAUGCAACCACAUACAGUCCAGCUGCGAUUGGGGCGCCCGCCUCAGCCCCAGCACCCCCGCCCUUCGUCCUCCCAGCCUCUCCAAAUCGGACGUUCUUUCUAGCUGAGAUUUUUAUUUUUCCAGAUCUGUGGUGCCAUGAAGUGAUUCCGUCUCUGAUCUCUAAUGGCAGACCCAGGUGAUCGGGGACAUGCGCACACGCCCGGCUGGACGUGGCUAAGAGCGCGAGGCAGCGCCUGGCGUGGCCGAGGCCCCAGGUGGCCCGCGUGACAGACUGACCGCAGAACUUCUGGGGUGGUUCUUGACUGCAGUCGCAUGGUUCUGCUUUGACAGCUCUGCCUUCCCACAGAGACUGCACAGCUUGGACCAGGGAACCAGGCCAGAGGGGCGUCAUCAGGGAGCCUGUGUUUUUCUUUCUCCCCGCCUACCCCCAAGCUGCUGUCAGUCCAAGACAUUGGGAUCAUAGUUUGCUCUUUUUUUGAAUUAAAACCAACAUACCAGCCAUAGUCUGCUCUUCCCUGGGAUCUCUUAACAUGCUCUGUUUACAUCAAUAAAUGCACUUAAGGAAAACAAA